AUGGUUUAUUCUCCAAAAAUUCUUGUUUUUCUAACAAGUAUAGCCAUGUUUUUUCGCAAUUUUAUCUGUAACGCUCUAAUUAUGGAAAGAUUAUUAGCUACAAUUUGGGUAACUAAUUAUGAAAAUAAUCGUUCACGUUGGUUCACAUUUACUUGGGUUACAAUUGAUGUUAUUGUAACUGUUAUAAACGCUUAUUUCUUCACAAAUUCCUCAAGCUCGAAUAAUUUACUUGUAACUGUAGUAUGGCAGUUUAUUUUAUCAAUUAUAGGAAUUAUCGAAAUUUAUGUAAAUAUUUUUAUAAAUUUUUAA
Meloidogyne enterolobii is the source of this 309-nucleotide messenger RNA. The record is from the annotation of a GenBank genome assembly. Lineage: Eukaryota; Metazoa; Nematoda; Chromadorea; Rhabditida; Meloidogynidae.